Drosophila obscura is the source of this 3110-nucleotide messenger RNA. RefSeq names its product calcitonin gene-related peptide type 1 receptor (gene Dh31-R). NCBI's taxonomy places the organism in Eukaryota, Metazoa, Arthropoda, Insecta, Diptera, Drosophilidae. Gene Ontology annotation, molecular function: calcitonin receptor activity. Gene Ontology annotation, biological process: adenylate cyclase-modulating G protein-coupled receptor signaling pathway; cell surface receptor signaling pathway. The transcript is spliced from 11 exons. Gene Ontology annotation, cellular component: plasma membrane. The record is from RefSeq and is a predicted model, not a curated record.
UGGCAACAUGCUCGCUGGCAACAUUGUUGGGGCCGGGCCGGGCCGGCUUCUGCUGUGUGGCAUGCGGAUUUCAGUUGAAAUUCAACUGCCGCGUACUCAGAACGCUCCACGGGCUCAUCUGGCCGGGCCGGGGCCACAUCUUCCGACCGCCGAGAAGUGCGAGAGUGCGAACCCAAAAGAACUCGAACGCAAAAUUAAAUUGCACAUUAAAAUUAAAUGGGUACACAAUAAAAAGUUUCCCUCACACCCGAAGAAGGCGAACGUGUUUAUGAUUUUCCCGCUCGCCACUCGGCUAUCAGUUAUCCGUUCGGGCGCGUUUCCGAGCUUCUUAAAUGCCAAUUUAGGUGGCGGGACAGGCAUUUAAUCAACUCAAGACCACCCCCGACUUCCCUGCCGCUUGUGACACAAAAGAGUGCCGGAGCCUCAACUCGAAGAACUCGCUGCGAAAGUCCUUGGCAUACCUUCACUCCAUUGCGAGCAGACUUCCGCUCCGCCCCGAACACACACACACAUUGGCAUUCACAGAAUUCCCAGUGAAAACAUCGCCAUAAAUUAACAACUAAUUCAAUUAACUGCUGACAACGUCAACGAGCGGCGCUUGGCUGCAGUCAGGACAAGGACUGGGAACGGGAAAAGAACCAGGACCAGGACCAGGACCUAGAACCUAGAACCUAGAACCUACGACCAGCACCAGCACCAGAGCCACUGCAACGCCGCUGGGUAUGCGGCAAGUUGCUUAGAAGAAUUUCCACCCACCAGCUAGAGACGAGCCCCCCUUUUCUGCCGACGCAACUCCAGUUGCAUGCAGCGAUGAGUGAGCAAAACAGCAACAGCAGCAGCAGCAGUGGCAGCAGUGGCAGUGGCAGCACUGCAGCGAUUGCUGAAAGUGCCGCAGAAAGCGGCCCGGACUUCGAUGCACUUCGCGCCGCGUGCAAUGCCCGCCUGAAUGGGAGCAGCAGCCAUCUGCUGGGACCCAACUCCGCACCCGCAGCCGGACCCGGACCCGUUACCGUUCCCGGCCUUUUCUGUCCAGGUACCUUUGAUGGCUGGCUUUGCUGGCCGGAUACGGCCGCCGGCACAUCCGCCUACGAGCUCUGCCCCGACUUCAUCACGGGCUUCGAUCCAACACGAUAUGCGCACAAGGAGUGCGGCAGCGAUGGGGAGUGGUUCAAGCAUCCGCUGAAUAACAAGACCUGGUCGAACUACACGACCUGCGUGAAUCUCGAUGACCUCGAGUGGAAGCACAACGUGAAUCUGAUCUAUGAGGUCGGCUACGGCAUCUCUCUUCUGGCCAUCCUACUCUCGCUGGCCAUACUCGGCUAUUUCAAAACACUGAAAUGCGCCCGCAUCACGCUGCACAUGAAUCUGUUCGCCUCGUUUGCGGCCAACAACUCGCUGUGGCUGCUCUGGUAUCUGAUGGUUAUGCCCAACACGGAGCUGCUGCAGGACAGUCCGGCCCGCUGCGUGGCCCUGCACAUCAACCUGCACUACUUCCUGCUGACCAACUACUCGUGGAUGCUGUGCGAGGGCUUCUAUCUGCACACAGUGCUGGUGUCCGCGUUCAUUUCCGAGAAGAGGCUUGUCAAAUGGCUGAUCGCCUUCGGCUGGGGCUCGCCGGCCGUCGUCAUAUUCGUUUACAGCCUGGCCCGUGGUCUGGGCGGCUCCACCGACCAGAAGAUACACUGCUGGAUGAGCCCCACUGACUACGACAACAUUCUGGUGGUGCCCGUUUGCAUAUCGAUGUUCCUCAAUCUGCUGUUCCUGUGCAACAUUGUGCGCGUGGUGCUGCUCAAGCUAAAUGCCCCGGCCAGCAUCCAGGGCAGCUGCGGUCCAUCGCGGACAGUCCUGCAGGCGUUUCGGGCCACGCUACUACUUGUCCCGCUGCUUGGCCUCCAGUAUAUCGUCACCCCGUUCCGUCCUGCGCCAGGACAUCCCUGGGAGAAUACAUACGAAAUCAUCUCAGCGUUUACGGCCUCAUUCCAAGGUCUGUGCGUGGCCACACUAUUCUGUUUCUUCAACGGGGAGGUGAUUGCCCAGGUGAAGCGCAAGUGGCGGAUGCUGUGCUUCAGCAAUCGGCCGAGGACCAACUCCUACACAGCCACUCAGGUCUCGUUCGUGCGCUGUGGACCGCCCCUGCCCGGCGAGGAGAAGGUAUGACUAAAGGACCUGUCGGCCAAGGCCAAGCGACGCGCCUCCUCGGCACCACACCAUCAGCACCAGCAUCAACAGCAGCCGCAGGACCAGAGAGCUCGCAGCCAAAGCAUGACGGGUAGCUGGAGUCUUCUCGAGAGCUGGCGCAACAGAAUCCCCUUCCGGCAGCGCCGGCAAACCAUUGACAACUCGCGCCAGCAGCAGCCCCUAAUGGAGGAGCGGGAGCCAGCCUCCUGUGUGGCUCCGGCCGCGGAUGCAGUGCUCGUGGCAGGCGGCGAGGCAGAUGUCGCCGGCAGAAUGCCGACACAGAUGACGACCAUAGCGGAAGAUGCAGCAGAGAUGCCAGCAGGAGAGCCCUGCCCGAAUGCCAGGGGCAUUGUCAUUGUCCGCAUGGAGGGAGCAGCAGGCCAUCAACAGAUGGCCGAUGAGGCACUUUAAGUGAAAUAGCCACCCCACCCCACCACACCCCCACAACAUCUCAUAGUCUUAAGCAGCUGAAACUAAACCAAAUCAUCAAUAUCGACUAACGCUAAUCGAUUAAUCGAGUAAUCUUAAUUACCCAGACAGGCAUAGCUGAAAUGAAUUUCGCCCAGAGUCCAGGUGCAGUCUCCAGCCUGCAGCCCACCAACUUUUAUCCCAAGUACCCAAAGUACCUCAGUUAAGUUUACAGUCAUAAGUCUCUGCCCCAAGCAUUCCUUGGGAAAUUGAUUUCAGCUUAUGCGGGCAUGCACAUAUUUAUUGUACGAGUAUUUAUGAGUGUUAGAUUUUAACGUGGAUAUCAAAUAUCAUUGUUGUCUUAAGUGUUAAGUGUUAAGUGUUAGGUGUACCACAUACAUCCUCUCCUGCCCCGCCUCUGUCCCUCUCCGUGGUAAGCUGAGCUUUCUGGCAAUCGCUUUUAGUGUGCUAUGUACGUACGGAAUAAUUAAAUGGAAUAAAAAUUGUAAUUAUGUGUGUAUCUA